Agrilus planipennis (emerald ash borer) is the source of this 2391-nucleotide messenger RNA. It is a transcript of the gene Hey, whose product is annotated as hairy/enhancer-of-split related with YRPW motif protein. The transcript is spliced from 3 exons. Gene Ontology annotation, molecular function: RNA polymerase II cis-regulatory region sequence-specific DNA binding; DNA-binding transcription factor activity, RNA polymerase II-specific; protein dimerization activity. Gene Ontology annotation, cellular component: nucleus. Lineage: Eukaryota; Metazoa; Arthropoda; Insecta; Coleoptera; Buprestidae. Gene Ontology annotation, biological process: regulation of transcription by RNA polymerase II; anterior/posterior pattern specification; regulation of neurogenesis. The record is from RefSeq and is a predicted model, not a curated record. The coding region runs from base 1070 to 2080 and encodes 336 amino acids.
UUUACAAGAAAUAAAAAAACGGAUCUACUCUAAAAGAAGUUAUAAACAUGAUUAAUACAUAUUGUGAGAAAAAAAGGUUGAUAAUCUGAUGAUGCAUGUAAUACUUAUGUAAUAACAGGUAUACCGUGAGAUGACUCGCAUGUUUCUUUGGGAAUAUUUUCAAAACACUUUGUAUGAAAAUAAGUAGAAAAUGUAUAAAUUCAGAUUUGCCGAAUUCGAAAGGUACGAGGGAGUUCUUGGUAUUAUUGCUCAAUGGGUUUAUUUGAUCGCACGGCAUCAUGCCCGACGUGUGACGAGAUAUGAACGUUCGUUCUCACGAUCAACCCCCUAUUCUUAUCGAGCAACAAUUAUUACUACUAGGGUUGACUGAAUGGCCUCGAAUUUACAAAACUAAUGCGGAAAAAACAAUUCCAUUUUAAAUUAACUUUUCAAUUGCAUAUAUCAUUUACUAAAUAUAUCUAACAAUAAAUAAACAUGAACAUUAUAAAAUAUGUACAUAUAUUGGUUGAUCGGAACUUAAUCAAAUAUUGUUUUUAACUCAUUGAAUAAAAACACUUGUUUCUGCAAUUACGUUCUUUUCUUCUGAAGGUUUCAAGUAGUCAAAUGAUAAGAUUUGUUUAAAAAUCAAAUACUCAUAAAAACUACUAACGCUUUUAGCAACAUUCUCAAAAAGACUUUUGCAUUUUUUUUACUUUACUUUCUCCUAAUGUUUCGUUGAGCGUGGGAAAAGGAAAUUACAGGUGACGAAUUGUUAAGUCAGUGACGACAAAAGUUUGGAAAAAGGGGAAAGUCCCAUCAGUAAGAAAAGGAUGGAGUGGUGGCAUAGGACGAAGGCACGUGCGUCCCUUAUUUGUCGAGUAGGGAUGGGAGUGGGGUGAAAACGUGCUAGAACGACGUCGUGACGGCGGCCAAAUCAACAGGGCAAGACAAACCGAAUGUUAACAACACACGCGCAAGAACAUCGUACACGUGGUGGUAGCACGUUACGACAAACGUCUGACACGCGACUAGUUCCGAUAUCUGUAAUCUUAUGUCUAGCAAGUGUUAGUGGACAGUGCUUUAAGACUUCAUGGACCAUUCCCUGUCUCACAAUGCACCACUUCAUUGGGGCUAUCCUGUCUCAGGAACACCUUCCAAUAAUCCUUCGCCUUCUUCUUGGGCAUCUACAACAACCAGAUCGUCCAAGAGACCUCUAUCAGAAAGUGAAGACUGCGACGCAUUUUCAGAAGGUUCUUCAAAAGACCAAUGUACAUCCCCGGCGGAUGCCGAUAGUUGCCAGAUGCUAUCGAGAAAAAAACGAAGAGGUGUAAUAGAAAAGAAACGUCGUGAUAGAAUAAACACAUCUUUAUCGGAAUUAAAACGGCUAGUUCCUAGCGCAUUCGAAAAACAAGGUUCAGCUAAACUGGAAAAAGCGGAAAUCCUACAAAUGACCGUAGACCAUCUGAAGAUGCUACAUGCUAAAGGUUUAGAUGCCUUGGCAUAUGAUCCUCACAAAUAUGCUAUGGACUACCAUGGAAUGGGUUUCCGAGAAUGUGUGGCAGAAGUGAUCAGGUAUCUUGAAAGAAUAGAAGGACUCGAUGUCCAAAAUCCAUUAAGAUUAAGAUUAACGUCUCAUCUUCAAUGUUGCGCUGCGCAACGCGAGCUAGCUUCCAAACAGGCUGCUGCAGCGGCUACUUCUCCAUGGACAUAUGGAACUACUCAAUAUCCUCCAUUAAAUCCGUUACCACCUACUGCCACAGCUACUAAUCCAAGUAACAUCACGUCUCAUCAUCAGCCAACUUCUAGUCUUCAUUCGCAAACGAUGCACGAAUUAUCUCAUUUUGACUUACCGACGUCGUGUUCUCAAACUACCGUUUCUUCCAUGUUAGAACCUCCUUCAAGAUUAACGCAUUCAACAACUGUCCUUACCCCUCUGACCACACCAAGUACAUCAUCGUUACCUUAUAGUCCACACCAAUAUCCACCUAAUUCCUUUGCAGUACCACCUACUACGAGUCAUCAUCAAAAUUACAAUCAAAGUAAUCCCAAUACUCAGGGUAUGAAACCCUACAGGCCAUGGGGAGCUGAAGUAGCUUAUUAAUAAUAAAUUGUGCUACAUUUUUAAAAAAAUGUAGAAAAACUAGUCAUGAGCUUUCAAAGGGCUAUUAACAAUAGUCCAAUAGUUUUAAAAGAUUAAAUAAAAAGGAAAAACUGUAAUCUUUGAGAGCUGAAUAUACAAUUUAUUUUUAAAUUGUGAAUAAUUGCUUUAAUGUGUAGUCAUUUUUGUACCUUAAAAGAGUAUUUCAUAUUUAAUUUAUUAUUAUGUAGCUGUAAGAAAUAUACUGUGUGCCUUCAACGAUCUCAUAAAUAUACAAUUAAAUAUACAAAUAAAUAAAUUGUGAUCCAAAUUAA